GCGAGUUAAGUUUUUCAUCGUCGUCCGGUUCGCGCACAUCGCUUCUGUCUCGGCCGCAAAACGCAGAAACAAAUAAGAGACCCACUGGGACUUGGGACUACCGAUUACCGACAGCGACUUCCACUAAAGCAAAACCAAAACCACCCGACACAGUGCUCUCGAGUUACGGUGAACAGCGCGAGUGAACAGCCACAGUGAACCCCCACUAGUCUUCAACCAAGCAUACAAACAGUAAAAUGCAGCGUGUAUAGAAUAAGCGAGCGCCAGAGUAGAUCCAAAGUAGCAGUCAAGCGAAUAGCCAAGUGAAAAAGCAAGCGGAGGACAUGGCCACCAACACGGAACUGCUGCCCUUCCACCACCAGACGAUCGCGGUGUUGAACAAUCUGAAUAGCCACUGUGGCGGAUCCGGGAGCAAUGGGGCGGCCACCAGCGGCGGAGCAGCGGGGGCGGCCAUCAGCGGAGGCGGAGGAGCGCCCAGCUGGGCCAUGGACGAACUCUAUCAACAGACUGAGCUGCCCGGCCUGACGCGAACCGGGGCCACCACCACCCACCACCACCUGCUGCGCUUCACGCCCUACGCCCUGCACCACCGACCGCCGCACCACCAGCUGCAGACGCUGCCCCCGGCCUUGUACUUGCAGCAUGCCGCAGCAGCGGCGGCGGCGGCAGCAGCAGCAGCGGCCCACGCACAGCACCACCACCACCAUCAUCACCACCUACCGCACAGGCCCGCCUCGCCGGAGAGUCCGCCGCCGGUGGAGGGCACCCACAUCAGCAAUCUGUUCCCCGAGCUCCUCGAGCAGAUCUUCGAGCACCUACCCGUGAGGGAUUUGGGCCGGGCCGCGCAGGUCUGUAGCGCCUGGCGGGACGCGGCCUAUGCCAAGAGCGUCUGGAAGGGCGUCGAGGCCAAGCUGCACCUGAAGCGCUCCAGCCCGAGUCUCUUCAACUGCCUGGUCAAGCGGGGCAUCAAGAAAGUGCAGAUCCUCUCGCUGCGCCGUUCGCUCAAGGACCUGGUCCUGGGCGUUCCCGCCCUGACCUCGCUGAACCUGAGCGGCUGCUUCAACGUGGCGGACAUGAAUCUGGGCCACGCCUUCAGCGUGGACCUGCCGAACCUCAAGACCCUGGACCUCUCGCUGUGCAAACAGAUCACGGACACGAGUCUGGGGCGGAUCGCCCAGCAUCUGAGGAACCUGGAGACCCUGGAACUGGGCGGCUGCUGCAACAUCACCAACACCGGCCUGCUGCUCAUCGCGUGGGGCCUGAAGAAGCUGAAGCACCUCAAUCUGCGAUCCUGCUGGCACAUCAGCGACCAGGGCAUCGGUCACCUGGCCGGAUUCUCGCGGGAAACGGCCGAGGGCAACCUGCAGCUGGAGUACCUGGGACUGCAGGACUGCCAGCGGCUGAGCGACGAGGCUCUGGGCCACAUUGCCCAGGGUCUGACCUCGCUGAAGUCGAUCAACCUGAGCUUCUGCGUCUCGGUGACGGACAGCGGACUGAAGCACCUGGCCCGCAUGCCCAAGCUGGAGCAACUGAAUCUGCGCUCCUGCGACAAUAUCUCGGAUAUCGGAAUGGCCUACCUCACCGAGGGCGGCAGCGGGAUCAACUCGCUGGACGUUAGCUUCUGCGACAAGAUCAGCGAUCAGGCCCUGACGCACAUUGCCCAGGGACUCUACCGACUGCGAUCGCUGUCCCUCAACCAGUGUCAGAUCACCGAUCACGGCAUGCUGAAGAUCGCCAAGGCGCUGCACGAGCUGGAGAACCUGAAUAUCGGACAGUGCAGCCGGAUUACGGACAAGGGCCUGCAAACACUGGCCGAGGAUCUGACCAAUCUCAAGACCAUCGAUCUCUACGGCUGCACGCAACUCAGCUCCAAGGGCAUCGACAUCAUCAUGAAGCUGCCCAAGCUGCAGAAGCUCAAUUUGGGCCUCUGGCUGGUCAGGUGAUGCGUCCACCACGAUUGCAACGCCUGUGCGGCGGAGGAGGCCGCUCGCGGCUCUUAUAAUUCCCAACCAUAGAUUCCGGGCGGGAAAGAGAGGGCGAGAGACAG
Molecule: messenger RNA, 2047 nt
Organism: Drosophila takahashii
Lineage: Eukaryota; Metazoa; Arthropoda; Insecta; Diptera; Drosophilidae
Gene: Ppa
Product: Partner of paired
Cellular component (GO): cytoplasm
Molecular function (GO): protein binding
Source: RefSeq, a predicted model, not a curated record